AAUAAAUCAGAAUCUUCACAAUCACCUCCGGUGAAAACGAAGAAAGAAAAGGCGGACAAGGCAGUUUCAAACUUGAAGCUUAUUAACACCACUUCGGGGGUUAGAGUGUCCCAGGCUUGUGACAGAUGUCGAAUUAAAAAGAUCAAAUGUGAUGGUUUAACACCAUGUAGAAAUUGUGAAAAGAUUGAUUUUGACUGUAAAACAAGUGAUAAGUUGACUAGAAGAGCAUUCCCAAAAGGAUAUACUGAAAAUUUGGAACAGAAACUUAAGGUCUUGCAGGAAGAAAACAGACAGUUGAAAUUGAAUGCUGGAUUACCGGUGGACGAAUCAAGCCAAUCACCACCAUUACCGCAAAUGCUGCUGCAACCACCACUGCUACAGGCCCUGCUGAUGCAACCAAUUAAGACUGAGGAUAAGGAGAAACCUAGUACUAAUACUAAGAGUGUUAUGUUGACGACUAACGAAAAUAAUUCGGUACCAAUUAAUAAUCCAAUUGAUCAAAUAUUCAAUCUUGAUAGUAAAGGUAUAGUUAUUGGGAAUGAUAACUUGAAUUUUGAAUCGCAAUUCAACCACUUACUCAUAAGUUUAAACUUACCCUUUUUGAAAAUCACCAACAGUCAUAAUUUUUUGCUAAAUGAUCCAAAUUCUUACUUGUAUCAUCCAUCUUAUACUAUGUAUAAUCAAUUUCAUAAUCGAGAUUUGGAAGUCAUUUACAAUCCUAUAACGGUUAACAAUUAUGCUCAACAUAAUGAUAUUUUGGGUGAAAUGUCUCAUUUGACAAAUAAUGAGUUACCUAGAGACGUAUAUGAUUUAUUCAUUAAACUUAUUGGAAAUUUCAAAAAAAUGUUCAAUAAUAAAAGAGAACUUGAUUGCCAGAUCAUUCAUUUUUUUAUUAAUUAUAAUACUUUCAUCCCAUUAUUUGAUUAUAAGCAAUUUAUGGAAAGUUACGAUGCUUUCCAUACAAUGUAUCCCUUUAUGUUCACUUAUGAUGACGCUACAAUCAAUGGUUACAAUAUUCUGAAUAAUGAUUAUCAGGUUGUGAAUGAAUACUUGAUGGUAGUUAUUCAAAUAUACGCCAUGAUAAUGAUGAAUGAUCCUACAAUUAACUUAAACCUUUUAUUGAAUCAUGCAACUCCAAAUUAUUCAUUUUCCAAAAAAAUUAAAAAUGAUACAACCAGAUCAAAUGAUUCAGUCAUUAGAUCAUUGUAUGAUUUCUUGCCAUAUUUCAAUGUUUUCCAUGUUUCAAUCAAUCAAUUACAAACUUAUUUAUUGUUUUUAUAUUACUCAAUCUUAACUAAUAAUAAGGAAAAGUCUUUGGUGCUUUCUUCUUUGAUUAAUUCUUUUAUUGGUAUAUUGGGUAUAAAUCUUAAUUCAAAAAACUUGUUCUUCAAUGAUUUAGCAUUAACUUUACUGCAAAAAAGAAAUCGUGUUAAGAUUUUUUGGGCUUUUAAAAUUUUAUUAAAAUGUUUCAAUUUGAAAUUUGGUUUUAAACCAAGUUUAAACACCACUGUUAUUAAUCCCGUUACUAUCGAUAGAUAUUUUGAAUUGACACCUUCCAAAUUAAGUACUUUAUUAGAAAUUGAUUCUCUUGAUAGUAGUGGUGUUGAUGAAUUAUUUAAAACUCUCUUAAAACCAAGUGUGGAGUUUUUAAAUUUAGUAAAUAUUAUUCUUCCUUCUUCGUUUUCUCCAAAUUAUUAUCAAUAUUUAAAAAAUGAUGAUCGCUCUUCUAAUGUUGAAAAUCAAAAGAAGAGUGGGAGUAAUAAGCAUUUAGACUGGAUCUUAAAUGAUGAUGAUGGUGAUGGGAAUGAUGGUAAUUUAAAUUAUAACUUCACUCAGUUUUUAACAAUUGAUAAAAACUUAUCAAACUGGAGAUACUCUUUAAAAGAGAAGAACAUAAAUUUAUUACCUUUAGCAAGUCAAAUGAAUUUACCAAGAUUAUCGAGUGUUACUUCCUCCAAUUUAUACCAUAAUAUAACCAUCAAUAAUAAUUUAGGUAGUUCUGGAAUAAGUCAUGAAGGCUUGGUCAAUUACUUGAAUACUGGAUUACCUGAUAUUCAUACUGCAUCCCAAUUGAUUAAAAUUCAAUUAAAUUUCCAUUAUUUAUUAAUCAGAUCGAUGAAUUAUCUUAAUUUUGUUAUUGAUCGUGAAUUAACUCAAAAUUAUUAUGUUAAGAUAUCUAAUAUUUCAAGGGAAGUUUUGGCGUAUUUCAUCUUGAUAUUCGAACAUGUUGAACAGUCAAUUGAAAGUUGGGAAGAUGAUUCGGGUAAUCUCAACGUUAGUGAUCCUCACACUGCAUCAAGCACUACGAAUAACAAUCCUCUUAUUAAUCGUAGUACUGGGGCAAAUCAGGUUAUAAUGGAUAGCUUGGGAUUGGACGUUGAUGAUGAUGGAUUUGUUAUUAAUGAUUUUCUGGUUAAGAGAAGGAAACCAAACAAUAACAUAUUUGGUGGUGGAGGAUUAGAGUUGCCAAAUCAUACUAAUCAACAAAACCAAACCAAAAGAAUGAGAAAACAAAUUCCCCCAUCUCCUUUCAAUUACAUGUUAAAUGGGUUAUCAAUGACUAUAAUCAACUUGAAAAAAUCUAUAAUAUUACAAAUGUUAUAUUUAUUAAUUUGUUCCUUAAAAAUAUUCAAGAAGGGUGGAUUGUUAAUUAACGAUUCCGUUGAAAUCUUAAGCAGAAGUGUUGAGUUGUUUAUUAAAAUAUUCAUUAAUUACCAUAUCCCACCUAGCUCAACUAAAUUCAAACCCCCUACUAAAUUAAAAGAGGAUGAAUUAUUUGUUAAGCUCAUGAGUGAUGAAUUCAAAGACGAGAUAUUAAAAGAGCAAAAGAAAAAUGAUGAGAGUGAUGACGAGAUGGACGAGUAUUUAGUUGACGGGAUUGACUGGGACGAUGAGGAAAUGGAUGAAGACUUGAAAUAUUUGAAAAUAUUGAAAUUCAUUAAAUAUAAAAUCAACGCAUUAAAGGCCACCAACAAGAAAAACUCACAAAGGACUGACAUUCCACAACCAAGCGAAGUCCAUCAUCACCACCACCACCAUCAUCUCGACGCUGAAAAUAAUACAAAAUCCUCAAUGUCACCACCUCCAACGUCCGCUGAACACCCCACCGCCCCCACUGUUCCAAGCACCACUGUCGGUCCACCUGCUCCUCCAUCUCUCAUGAAUUUCUAUGGCCCAAUGCACCCUCCCACCAAUGCAUCUUCUCCCCCAGCUGUGGUGGCAGGAUCUCCCAACUCGUUCCCGGGUAUGCCUAAAAUGCCAUCAAUCACUAGAUUUGACUUCUUGUUGGGUGGUGAGGAUAAUUUCCCUAAUCAUACCACCAGUCCCACCACGUUCAACUACAACAAUGGUGCCAUGGGCUCCACGGACCACAAGGUUUCUGAGGAUGAAUUGGUUAAAAAGGAAAAAUUGGUUGUAAACGAUUUAAUGAAUCUAAAACACGGUCAUAAAAAC
This is a messenger RNA of Hyphopichia burtonii NRRL Y-1933, 3453 nucleotides long. It is a transcript of the gene ZCF16, whose product is annotated as Zcf16p. Lineage: Eukaryota; Fungi; Ascomycota; Pichiomycetes; Serinales; Debaryomycetaceae. The transcript has a single exon. The annotation marks the transcript as partial. Gene Ontology annotation, molecular function: sequence-specific DNA binding; DNA-binding transcription factor activity, RNA polymerase II-specific; zinc ion binding. The record is from RefSeq and is a predicted model, not a curated record. Gene Ontology annotation, biological process: positive regulation of transcription by RNA polymerase II.